Messenger RNA from Archocentrus centrarchus (flier cichlid), 1238 nucleotides. RefSeq names its product peroxisomal biogenesis factor 14 (gene pex14). Gene Ontology annotation, molecular function: signaling receptor binding. The record is from RefSeq and is a predicted model, not a curated record. Bases 14 to 1147 code for a protein of 377 amino acids. NCBI's taxonomy places the organism in Eukaryota, Metazoa, Chordata, Actinopteri, Cichliformes, Cichlidae. The transcript is spliced from 9 exons. Gene Ontology annotation, cellular component: peroxisomal importomer complex; peroxisomal membrane. Gene Ontology annotation, biological process: protein import into peroxisome matrix, docking.
GCAGAAGAAGAAGAUGGACUCCAACGACCAAGCUGAGCCAACAGCACAGCCUGGCCUUCCACCUGGAAAAGAUGGAGCACGUUACCCCAGAGAAGACCUGAUUACCACUGCUGUACAAUUUCUGCAGAACCCAAAAGUACAUCAGAGUCCCUUGGCCCUCAGAAAAGCCUUCUUGAAGAAAAAAGGACUGACAGAUGAAGAGGUAGAGGUGGCCAUCCAGCGUUCUGGCUCCACAGAAGCCCUACCUCUGGUCCCUGUGGGGCCCGCACAUCCACUCCAUGCAGCUCAGUUAGCUCCUGCACCGCUCAGUCCAGCAGGCUGCAGGUGGAGAGACUACGGUGCCCUUGCCAUCAUUAUGGGGGGCAUCACAUUCUGUUUUUAUCAGCUUUACAAGAAAUACAUCCUUCCCCUCAUUAUGGGAAGCCGAGAGGACAAGGAGCAUCUGCAGAGGAUGGAAAGCAACAUUGCGGCAAUGAGUGGCACGCUGACACAGACAGUCAGCCAGCUGCAGCAGACCCUGCUCUCUAUCCAGGAGGUUCUGGUGCAGCAGCAGCAGAAAAUCCAGGACCUCUCCCAGGAACUGACUUCAGCGCAGGCGUUGUCUUCAACGAGCCGCAUCCUGGACAGCCAAACAGUGGGAGAGCUGAAGGCUGAGAUCAUCUCUUUGAAGGGCUUACUGCUCAGCAGGAAACAGUUCCCUUCCACUCCCGCUGUUCCUAAGAUCCCCUCGUGGCAGAUUCCUCUGAAGCCGCCUGCAGCAUCUGGCUCACCGUCCAUUAACCACACCAACAGCAGCAGUGACAUCUCCCCUCUCAGUAACGAGUCCGCCAGCUCCUCCCCCAUCAAAAAUGGACUCCACAGCCCCCAGGAUGUGCUGGGAGGGCCUGAUGGAGCCCAUGGUAUCAAUGGAGAUAUUUGCACCGUGGGCCUGGGCACAGCGCUGCCCCUGGACCAGGUCCGCAUGGAGGUGCAAGGAGAGGAGGAGGAGAAGGAAGAAGAUGAGGAUGAUGUCAGCCAUGUAGAAGAGGAGGAGGGGGGUCUGAGCAUGCAGACAGAGGACCGGCGAGGUGGGGAUGGACAGAUUAAUGAACAGGUAGACAAACUGAGGCGGCCCGAAGGUGCCAGCAAUGAGAGCGAAGUUGAUUAGACAACAUUAGAGCACAAAAACACUCUUUAGAACACCACCUCUCAUCCCUGAUAGCUUUGUUUCUCCCUGCUCUCACAGUGUUUUUUUUUUU